Molecule: messenger RNA, 1523 nt
Organism: Naegleria gruberi
Lineage: Eukaryota; Heterolobosea; Eutetramitea; Acrasida; Naegleriidae
Product: dihydrolipoamide branched chain transacylase E2
Exons: 1
Coding region: 6-1505 (499 amino acids)
Cellular component (GO): cytoplasm; mitochondrion
Molecular function (GO): acetyltransferase activity; lipoic acid binding
Source: RefSeq, a predicted model, not a curated record
AAAAAAUGCAAUUUCAUAAAAAUCUUGCCCGUACAUUGAUUUCAGCCACUGCCAAGAAGGCAGCAACAACAUCGGCACGUAGAGGAGGUGUUUCAAUGAUGGUGGCUUCUGGUACUAUUAAUUCAUCUUCAUGUAAUAAGAAGGUUAAUUUUGGAUCGACUUUGGUGCAUCAAUCGGGUGUUGUUACUUCAUCAAUUAAAAAUUAUCAUACCACAAAUUCUAACAAGAAGGUUGUUCCUUUCUUGUUGGCAGAUAUUGGUGAAGGUAUUACAAAGGUUGAAGUUGUUAAAUGGUUUAUUAAAGAAGGAGACCACAUUGAACAAUUCCAAAAUGUUGCUGAAGUGAUGAGCGACAAGGCAAAUGUUGAAAUUAGUAGUCGUUUUGAUGGUAUUGUUAAGAAGUUGUGUUACAAGGUUGGUGACAUUGCCAAUGUUGGUGCUCCAUUGAUUGAAAUUGAAGUUGCUGAUUCUACUGCCUCUCCAACAGCUAGUACUCCAUCAUCAACAAGCACAACAGAAACUAAAACAACAACAACAACUUCUUCAUCUACUAGUUGUUCUUCAUCAGAUCUUGCUGAAGCAUCAUUCGGAAAGACUUUAACAACACCAGCUGUGAGAAGAAUUGCUCGUGAAAAUAAUAUUGAUUUAACAAAGGUACAAGCUACUGGAAGAAAUGGUAGAGUUUUGAAGGAAGAUGUCUUGUCUUAUUUGGAAAAUCCAACUAAACAUACUGAAAAACAAUCGGAAAAGGUUGCUGCUGUUCCAGAACAAACUACUACUGCAGCUCCAUCUACACCAGUUGUUGGUGAUCGUAGAGAACCUGUCAGAGGACUUAUGCGUACCAUGAUUAAGACUAUGAAUGCUGCUACUAAAGUUCCACACUUUGGAUACAAGGAUGAAGUUUAUGUAGAUAAUUUGAUGACUCUUAGAAAUCAUUUGAAGAAGACAGCCGAAAGACAAGGUGUCAAAUUGAGCUAUAUGCCAUUUAUUAUUAAGGCUGUUUCUUUAGCUCUCAAGGAAUAUCCAGUUUUGAACUCUUCUCUCUCUGAAGACGAAAGUGAAAUUAUUUACAAGGGUGAACAUAAUAUUGGUGUUGCUAUGGAUACACCAAAUGGUUUGUUGGUUCCAAACAUCAAGUCUGUCCAAAAUAAGUCUAUACUCGAGAUUGCUGCUGAAUUGAAUCGUCUUCAAGAAUUGGGCAAGCAAGGAAAGCUUGGUUCUAAUGAUUUGAGAGGUGGUACUUUCACAUUGUCAAACAUUGGUACUAUUGGUGGUACUUAUGCUGAUCCAAUUCUUUCAAUUCCUGAAGUUUGCAUUGGUGCUAUUGGUAUGAUUAAGAAGACUGCCACUUUUGAUUCACACAAUAAUGUUGUUCCAAAACACAUUAUGUACAUGAGUUGGGCUGCUGAUCACCGUGUUGUUGAUGGUGCUACCAUGGCCAGAUUCUCUAACGUGUGGAAGGAAUAUUUGGAAAAUCCAGACAAUUUCAUUGUUGCCCUUAAAUAAAUGAGUUUAUCAAUUUUG